GAAUGAUGAGUAUUGGUAGUGUGAGUGCUGCAUCCAAGAUCAAGGGGUUAUUGACUAAGAGAGGGAGUUGUUAUGAAAUACUUGUUUUCUGAGGAGCCAUAGAUGAGUGGAGAAGAUUAAUGAGGUUACUAUGCAGAGAGACUAAGCAGUAUUAUGAAGAGAAGAAGAAUGAAUUUAAAAAUCUUUGAGCAUUUAAAUAUGGAAAUUCAUGGAAGGUUAUAAGAUUAAUUCGAAAGUAUAUCACUAAUAAAGCGACCAAAGCAAAUAUGUUUGAUUUUAUUUUGCAGCCAGAUUCUGAGAAAUGCUCUUCACUCUGAGAUAGGAUAGUUGAUAAUGAUCUGAGUAUCCCUAACUUCAGGUCUCUCUUCUUGAAAGCUUCAAAGGAUAUGACCAAAAUUCCAGUUAAAUAGUAAAAGUUUUGAAAAUAUAAAGAGAUUUGUUGACCACUUAUUGGUGAAAUAUGCUGAAAGUAAAGAAUCAAAUUCUCCUCAAGUUCCGUUCAAGACUUUAAUCCUUGAUGGCAGAUUGUUUAAAAUCGCAUUAGUCUCCCACAUUGUAGAUAAAUUACUCAUGAUCACAGAAGCUAAAGUGGACAUUAUUAUCAAGAGCGAUUUACAUUUUGAUGAACUUUCAGAGAUAUUCUUGAAAAUCUGUAAGUUUAAGGAAAUAGUUUUUAUCAAUAUGAUUCCCCAGAUAAAAGCAAUCCUUCCUUUUUGACAAAAAAUUAUACAAAAUAAAUUAGAGCAUAUUUACCUAAAAGAGAGCUGAAUAUAUUAUUAUACCAGAAGAGGAGACGAAUUAUCCCUCAAAAAAUUCUCAAACUCUGUAACAGACUUUUUCUACUACCUAAAAAUCUCCAAAAUCCACUUAACCCUCAAAUCAGUCACCCUCUCCCUCACCGAUAGCACAGGUAACUUCUCUCUCUACCCCCUAAAGUUCAAACAGAGACUUUCCCAGCUGCCUAACUACUUCAGGAACCACCUUAGAUCCCUCGAUCUAAAGUUCAGAUUUAAGUUUAUUUCUAAAGUAGCUAAAAUUACAGGAAAAGUUAAUUUUUGAUUUUUUAGGUAA
Molecule: messenger RNA, 1071 nt
Organism: Moneuplotes crassus
Lineage: Eukaryota; Ciliophora; Spirotrichea; Euplotida; Euplotidae
Source: the annotation of a GenBank genome assembly